Molecule: messenger RNA, 743 nt
Organism: Chaetomium strumarium
Lineage: Eukaryota; Fungi; Ascomycota; Sordariomycetes; Sordariales; Chaetomiaceae
Exons: 3
Coding region: 34-519 (161 amino acids)
Source: RefSeq, a predicted model, not a curated record
GUUCGAUCCGCAACCACGGAAGCUGCCUUAGUCAUGCGGCUACAACUUCCAUUCCCGAAGCUCAUCCCACACCAACACACACCACCAGCUACCGCGGUUUUCCAACAUCAGCAUAACCCAUACCGCAAGCCCAACUCCACUCACAAAGAUGCCGUAAGCAAUCACCCCCGAUCAUCGACCGUCGCUAGCAACUGCAGACCUAUUGGGGACUACUGUGCCGUUGCAAUUGCCACUUGGGAAUUUACCGCGCAAUCGUACGAUGCACUCGAGCAGCAAGAGCAAAGCGCUGACGGUCACUCUUCUCGCAACCACAGUGUCUACAGGGCCGUGAACAAGGUGCCCGAGCACCAGCGUGUGUAUCAAGCUGCGUACAAGGCGCACGAACGUAUCUGGCGGAUCAACCCUCGCAGCAGGAUGUACCUGGUCCCGUAUAACAUCCUCUUAUGGGGAACCACUGCCGCCACAUUCUGGGCUGUUGGCCGCAGGAUCUUCGGCAAGAGCACCUGGUUUUACGACUAAGCUCCGGUCGCGGGGACGGACGGUCAGGGGAGUUGAUACAGGAUCCGGCUUGUAUAUGUAGGCAUGGGGUAGAAGUAGACGCGGUUGAAUCUGCAAAGUCCGCUGAGUCGGUGCAUGCGUGUCGUCAAUCGAGGUCAACCUGGCCGGUCUUUCAUAUGUUAAGCAUAUUUCGUGCACUGGGUUCAUGCAGACUGUGAUGCUCCCAUCACUCGCUGACAAAUGCA